AAGCAUGCAAGUAAUAUAUCACGCAUUCAGCUCCUCUGCUUACGGUGCCAGACCGACCGAGCAAGAUCCAUUGAUCGAUAUGGAGCUGCUUCCUCUGCUCACGUGGCUCCUCCUUGCGCACGCCAUGGCCUACCUGGCCUGGAUGGCCGCCGCGCGCCGCCGGCAGUCGCGGUGCUACCUCCUGGACUACGUGUGCCACAAGCCCCGCGAAGACCGCAAGCUGUCCACGGAGGCGGCCGGCGCCGUGAUCCAGCGCAACGCGCGGCUGGGGCUGACAGACUACCGCUUCCUCCUCCGCGUCAUCGUCCGCUCCGGCAUCGGCGAGGAGACCUACGCCCCGCGCAACAUCCUGGAGGGCCGCGAGGACUCGCCCACGUUGCGGGACGCGGUGGACGAGAUGGACGCCUUCUUCGACGAGGCCAUCGCCGAGCUCUUCGCCCGGACCGACGUCGCGCCCCGCGACGUUGACGUGCUCGUCUUCAACGUCUCCAUGCUCUCCCCGGCGCCGUCCCUGUCGUCCAGGAUCGCGCGCCGCUACGGCCUGCGCGAGGACGUGGCGGCGUACAACCUCACGGGGAUGGGGUGCAGCGCGGGGCUGAUCGCGCUGGACCUGGCCCGGAACGCGCUGCGGACGCGCCCCCGCGCGCUGGCGCUCGUGGUGUCGUCCGAGUCCAUCGCGCCCAACUGGUACUCCGGCACCGACAAGUCCAUGAUGCUGGCCAACUGCCUGUUCCGCAGCGGCGGCUCCGCGGUGCUGGUCACUAACGACCCGGCCCGCCGCGGGCGCGCCAAGAUGGAGCUCAGCUGCCUCGUGCGCGCCAACAUCGGCGCCAGCGACGACGCGCACACGUGCGCGCAGCAGCGCGAGGACGCCGAGGGCCGCGUCGGGAUCAGCCUCAGCAAGGCGCUCCCCAAGGCCGCCGUGCGCGCCUUCGCCGUCAACUUGCGCCGCCUCGCGCCGCGCGUGCUCCCCGUCGCCGAGCUCGCGCGGUUCGCCGCGCGCCUCCUCGCCCGGAGGCUCUUCCCGCACCUGCAGCAGCACUCGUCGUCCGGCAAGCACAAGGGCGACACUGCGGCCCCGCCCAAGAUCAACUUCAAGGCCGGGGUGGACCACUUCUGCCUCCACCCCGGCGGCACGGCCGUCAUCGAGGCGGUGAAGCAGAGCCUGGGCCUGGAGGACGAGGACGUGGAGGCGGCGCGGAUGACGCUGCACCGGUGGGGUAACACGUCGGCGAGCAGCCUGUGGUACGUGCUGUCGUACAUGGAGGCCAAGCGCCGGCUCAAGGUCGGGGACAGGGUGCUCAUGGUCACGUUCGGGUCCGGGUUCAAGUGCAACAGCUGCGUCUGGGAGGUCACCGGCGACAUGGCCGACGACAGGGGAGCAUGGGCCGACUGCAUCCACGCCUAUCCGCCGGAGAGGCUCGCCAACCCCUACAUGGACAAGUUCGGAUGGAUCAACAACGUCGACGGCGACACCCUCAUGUUCUAACGGUACAGUACGCUCACGAUCGAGCACUAUUUCGUACAGUCGUACAAGUGAUGGUACAUAUACAUGCUACUGCAUGGCGGAACCGGUCAACCGGACAUGACGACAACGGAAGCAGCAGGUUGUUCAGAACGACAGACAGGUGAUGCAUACGUGUUAGCUAAUGCGUACUGUACGUACGUGUAUCUAUUUACCCCCCGAACAAUCGAACAUAUUCUUUCUUUUGAUUAUUUUCUACCGCAAAUGAAAAAUAUAGUUUUACUUUUUUUCUAGAACAGAGGAACCAUGUAUUUUAUAUUGUCUUUGACCUUAUCUUGUCUGCCUGUUAAAUGAUGUUGACAUGUUGUCCCUGUCCAUUCAUAAAUGUUUGCAAAAAAAUCAAGUGUAAUCCCCCCUAACUUUAAGGAAGAUGAUAUUAUCA
Zea mays is the source of this 1907-nucleotide messenger RNA. Its product is annotated as acyltransferase. The coding region runs from base 5 to 1489 and encodes 494 amino acids. Gene Ontology annotation, molecular function: acyltransferase activity, transferring groups other than amino-acyl groups. Gene Ontology annotation, cellular component: membrane. The record is from RefSeq and is marked validated. Gene Ontology annotation, biological process: fatty acid biosynthetic process. The transcript has a single exon. NCBI's taxonomy places the organism in Eukaryota, Viridiplantae, Streptophyta, Magnoliopsida, Poales, Poaceae.